AUGGCAGAUGGAGUAUUAGGAGUUACUUCUGCUCAACAAAAAAUAUUUCCACAAGCAAAACGACUUAUGUGUUGGUUUCAUAUGAUAAAAAAAUGUCGUGAACAUCGAAAUCUGGUGGCUAAACAACAGUGGGAUGAAAUCCAUAAAGAGAUCCAUGCUGUACAAUUGAGUUUUAGCGCGAAGUAUGAAGGCUGUGUGUUAAAUAUACCAGCCACAAACAAUGGUAGUGAAUCAAUGAAUGCUAAAAUCAAGCAGCAAUAUACACUUCGAAAUAAAUUACAUCUGUCGUCAUUUCUUCCAAAGAUUGAGACCAUGCUGGGUGAUUGGUCGAAGCAUUGUGACACCAAUCCAUUUUCGGUUUGCGCGUCCAUCAUACCCGAUUGCGAACUAGCCGGUUAUAAAUGGGCUACAAUGAUUGAUCGUAACAGUAUUCUUUACUGGCAUGGCAAUUUUUAUGUUGUACCGUCAUCGAACGCCCAUAUAACAUCGUCGGCCUGGUUAGAUAUUUGUCGUUCUCGUCAGUGGCUCACAUUUAAUGAUUUUUGGUGUGGCAACAAUCCUUUAGCUAGUUGCACCAUUACAAUCAUGUAGCUGUCCAGUUGGCAUGAAACAAUAUUCAUGUAAACAUUCGGUUGGAUUGGCAAUUUUAUUUAACUUGUAUCAAGUCAGCGAUAAAACACAUAUUCAACCAUUGGGCAAACGAAAAACAAAAGGACGCCCCAAGAAAGUUAGCAAAGCUUUAAAUUUGUAAAUAAUUGUAAAUAAAACUGUGAAAAUAUUGCCUUUGAUAAAAUUUAUAUGUUUAUAUGUAUAAAAAUGUGAUGCUGGAAAAUUUGGUGAUCAAAAGUAUCUUUCUUUGGUGAUUAUUUGUAUCUAAAAGCGUUUGGUGAUCAAAACAAUUGACACCCCUUUAUCGCUCUUUUUAAAAACGAUCGAAAAGCGUGAACAGAGAAUGAAGAGAAGUAUAUAUCUUUAUUUUAAGCGAAUAGGUACCUACACCUUUCGAUUGAAUUCUUAACGAUCAAAGAGUGCUUCGAGUAGGUAUGCAAAGCUUUUUUAAACUUCCAGCAGCAGUCAAACGGACCUCAGAAGAAAAAAGAUUUUUUCUCUACAAGGGAUAUUGAGGCAAGUGUCCCGUAAAGUUAGCCUCUGCUAAUGGGCAACCAUCAGCAUUGUUGGCGCCAG
Messenger RNA from Didymodactylos carnosus, 1185 nucleotides. The record is from the annotation of a GenBank genome assembly. NCBI's taxonomy places the organism in Eukaryota, Metazoa, Rotifera, Eurotatoria, Philodinida, Philodinidae.